Armigeres subalbatus is the source of this 2522-nucleotide messenger RNA. RefSeq names its product soluble guanylate cyclase 89Db-like. NCBI's taxonomy places the organism in Eukaryota, Metazoa, Arthropoda, Insecta, Diptera, Culicidae. The transcript has 8 exons. Gene Ontology annotation, cellular component: guanylate cyclase complex, soluble. The record is from RefSeq and is a predicted model, not a curated record. Gene Ontology annotation, molecular function: guanylate cyclase activity; heme binding. The coding region runs from base 404 to 2356 and encodes 650 amino acids. Gene Ontology annotation, biological process: response to oxygen levels; nitric oxide-cGMP-mediated signaling; cGMP biosynthetic process.
AAAGGACGUUGGUCCGCUCUCCAUUCUCUGUUGUGAAGUUCUGUUUCUGCGAAGUUCGAGUUUUGUGGCUUUCCCAGGAUCAAACGCGUGUUUCGCGCUAUUCGUUUCAAUUAACUUCAGGUGGAUGCUGCUGUUAAUUUGGGGAUAGGCGAUUGCGGUUGAGUUUUUAAACAGCACGUUGCGAUGAUUGAAAAGUGAGGAGGAAAUUAUUUGUGUGUGAAGAGUGAACGUUGUGUUUGAAUAGAAAAGAGUGGUGCUUACCGGUGCGACCGACAAACAUUUCAAUUACCACCGGGACCAAUCUGCAACGCUGUCGUACCUACGUAGGACGGAACAAUCUGUCGUUUUAGGAUAGUCGUGCUCUUGCCGGCCGUCGACGAAGUCGACUACAAGUCUUAUCAUCAUGUACGGUAUGCUGCUGGAGAGCGUGCAGCACUUUGUGCAGCUCGAGUAUGGCGAACUCGUAUGGAAGCAGGCGUUACACACGACCGGAUGCAAGCACACCGUGUUCAACACGUACCAGCAAUAUCCGGACAGCCUUAUACCAGACCUGGCAGCGGCUCUGUCGGCCAUUACCGGCAGAAGCAUCGACGAGUUUAUGGUUUUCUUCGGGCGAUGUUUCGUACGCUUCUUCAGUAAUUUCGGUUACGAUGAGCUGAUCAAGGCCACGGGGCGAUACUUUUGCGAUUUCCUCCAUUCGGUGGAUAAUAUCCAUCUGCAGAUGCGUUUCACGUACCGAAAGAUGAAAAGCCCUUCGAUGCAGCUGAUCGAGGUGGAUGAGAACGGUGCCGUGUUGGUGUAUAGGAGCACUCGUUCUGGGUUUUCCAAAUAUUUGCGAGGCCAGCUGAUGGAAAUUGCGAAGCAAUUGUACAACAUGGAUGUGACAAUCAAGGUGCUGGAGAGUCAGAAUGAUGUUCCGGGAGGAACAGCCGGUCCUAUAUCGAUUCAGGGAGGGCUCAAAACGGUGAUUGUCAAGUAUCGGUUGGAUUUCGAUAAUCGAGAGUAUAUGCAAAGACGUGUACACAUCACAGCGCAUCCGUCACAGCUGCAGCUGGAACCCGUCAGCAGUAGCCUUCUGCUGGAGCUGUUCCCGUUUGCACUUAUUUUGAACGAACAGAUGCGGAUCACCGCCGCAGGCGAAAAACUCAUCGAAUCGUGGAUGCUCAACAACCCCAGCCGUUCACCAAUGGAACUGAUGGGUGCCAAGGUGACCGACCACUUCAAGCUUCGGCGGCCGACUGGAAUUACUUUCACCUGGGAGAAUAUGAAGCGGCUCCAGACGGUGAACUUCGACAUUCAGCUGCUCAAAGGUGCAGCAGUCAACGGAACCGCUGAAGCGAGCGGCACCGGAGGGGACUUGAAACCUACACUCGCAGAUAGCGAGGACCCGACUAAGUUGAUGUCGAUCGCACGACGUGGUUCGCAAGGAUUGAGAAGUAUCCUACUGAAAGGGGAGAUGCGCUACAUUAAAGACAUUAAUUCAUUGGUUUUCCUUUGCAGUCCUCUAAUCAACAACCUGGAAGAGCUUCGUGAAGUUGGUUUGUAUUUGAACGAUUUGAACACCCACGGCCUUAGCAGGGAGAUGGUAUUUUCCGGAUUUUCACACAACUCCCGGCUAGAUCUGAUGUGCGAACGUGAGGAAAAGCGAGCUGAGGAACUGGAAACGUCUUUAGCCUUGGCUGAUUCGUGGAAACGCCAGGGCGACGAGUUGUUGUAUUCGAUGAUUCCGAGAUCGAUAGCCGAACGGCUUCGAGAAGGGCAGAAUCCUCUGGAGACAUGCCACAGUUUCGAGGAAGUGACUGUCCUGUUUGCAGAAAUUCAGGAAUCGCUUAUGUCCGAUGACUCGAUUAAGUAUGCGAUGACGACGGUGAACACGCUGAACGCGGCUUUCUCCGCGUUCGACGAGUUGAUACAGUCACCGAUGGCAUACAAGGUCGAGACAGUUGGCAAGGUCUAUAUGGCGGUCAGCGGAGCGCCAGAUGCGAACCCUUGCCACGUACAGCACACGGCCGAUCUGGCAAUAGGGAUGCUCCAGAGCAUCCACGACUUGAAUCUGCCGGGAGUUGGAGUGAAAAUCGGAUUUCAUACAGGGCCGAUCGUGGCUGGAAUUGUUGGACUGAAGGUGCCACGGUAUUGCUUAUUUGGGGACACGGUUAAUACGGCAUCCCGAAUGGAGAGUAGUAGCGACACCAACAAAAUCCAGGUUUCCGGAUUCACUGCCAACAAGUUGAGGAAAUAUGGAUAUGCACUAAGCUUCCGUGGAAAAGUGUCUGUUAAGGGAAAAGGAGAGAUGGAAACGUUCUGGCUGGAAGCAGGACCCAGUGGUUCACAAAAAAGUGCAUCUUUGAAAAAAUAAUCAAUUUGGACGUUAGCGAGUACUGUAGAGAAAGACAAACAAAUUGUGCCUUCACUCAAAUUACACUGCAAUUAAUUACUCUUAGUAGGACUCAAUUUACACAAUCUAACAAAGACUUACACUUACUAGAAAAUUCUACGAAAUAUAAAUGUUUCUCUAUAUUCUG